Messenger RNA from Limanda limanda (common dab), 9676 nucleotides. RefSeq names its product nuclear receptor corepressor 1 (gene ncor1). Gene Ontology annotation, molecular function: transcription corepressor activity; nuclear thyroid hormone receptor binding. The record is from RefSeq and is a predicted model, not a curated record. The coding region runs from base 190 to 7512 and encodes 2440 amino acids. Gene Ontology annotation, biological process: negative regulation of transcription by RNA polymerase II. NCBI's taxonomy places the organism in Eukaryota, Metazoa, Chordata, Actinopteri, Pleuronectiformes, Pleuronectidae. The transcript has 46 exons.
UCUGCUCAGUCGUCCACAGUCCCAGACCCGCGGAUUUACAAUCAAGUAUUCACACAGAUUCCUGCCCGGGAAUCCCCACCUCCGCCAUCCGUAGAAUUUCUAUAUAUGAGGUGGUUUGUGUCUCCAAACAUGGUCUAGCUGAAGUAUCUGAUUCGUGAAGCCGCAGCAGCCCGGGAGCACUGAGCCAGGAUGUCCAGUAGCUCGGGCUACCCCCCCAGCCAGGGGAGCUUCAGCAGCGAGCAGGGCCGAUAUCCUUCCCAUUCUGUCCAGUACACCUUUACUGGCACACGCCACCAACAGGAUUUCACCGUCCCAGACUAUCGGACUCACAUGCAGGAUGCACAGGGUCGGAGAAGACCAUCCUUACUCUCUGAAUUCCACCCCGGAACUGAAAGGCCUCCAGAGAGACGCCAUGGUUACGAACAGCAGUUUCACUCCAUCACAGCCCAGGCUGAUCAUGAUGCAUUGGACUCUAAACGCCCUCGCAUGGAAAGUGUUGCUGAGGGCCACAUUACCCGAAACCCUUCCACUGCUGGGGGUAUUAUCAUGCCCAUGCCUCAUAACAUACAGGACAGCCUCAGAGCAGGCUUGGACGCCAAAAAGGAAUCUCAGUUCACUGUCAAAGCGGAGUCCCAUUCCCAGGGAGGACAUGCACUACACAUGGGGGAAGAUCAAGACAAUUCUCCUUCCAAACUAUCCAAAGAGGAGCUGAUCCAGAGUAUGGACCGGGUGGACAGGGAGAUUGCUAAAGUGGAGCAGCAGAUUUUCAAGUUGAAGAAAAAGCAGCAACAACUGGAGGAGGAAGCAGCAAAGCCAAUAGAGCCCGAAAAACCAGUGACCCCUCCCCCAGUGGAGCACAAGCACCGCAGCAUAGUCCAAAUCAUCUACGAUGAGAACAGGAAAAAAGCUGAGGAAGCCCAUAAAGUUCUGGAAGGUUUUGGUCCCAUAGUUGAGCUGCCCCUGUACAAUCAGCCAUCAGACACAAAGGUGUACCAUGACAACAUCAAGACCAACCAAGUCAUGAGGAAGAAGCUGAUUUUGUUUUUUAAGCGGAGAAAUCAUGCUCGUAAACAAAAGGAACAGAAGAUCUGCCAGCGGUAUGAUCAGCUGAUGGAGGCUUGGGAGAAGAAGGUGGACCGAAUGGAGAACAACCCCAGACGCAAAGCCAAGGACGGCAGAACACGGGAGUACUAUGAGAGACAAUUCCCUGAGAUCCGUAAGCAGAGAGAGCAGCAGGAGCGCUUCCAGAGAGUUGGACAAAGAGGAACAGGCCUUUCUGCAACAAUUGCAAGAAGCGAGCAUGAAAUUUCUGAAAUCAUAGAUGGCCUGUCUGAACAGGAGAACAAUGAGAAACAGAUGAGACAGCUGUCAGUCAUCCCUCCCAUGAUGUACGACACCGAGCAGCGGCGAGUCAAGUUCAUCAACAUGAAUGGCCUGAUGGAUGACCCAAUGAAGGUGUACAAAGCUCGAGGGUUCAUGAAUGUUUGGACAGAACAUGAGAAGGAGAUAUUUAAGGAGAAGUUUAUCCAACACCCCAAGAACUUUGGCCUGAUUGCCUCAUAUCUAGAGAGAAAGUGUGUUGCCGACUGUGCCCUAUAUUACUACCUAACCAAGAAGAACCACAACUACAAGACGCUGGUGAGGCGAAAUUAUGGAAGACGGAGAGGAAGGAACCAGCAAAUAACGCGUCCCUCACAAGAAGAGAAGGCAGACGAUAAAACCGAAGAGGAAAAAUCUGAGAGGUCCGAGAAAAAAGAGGAAGAGGAAAAGAAGGACGAGGAAGAGAAAGAUGAAAAGGAGGAUUCUAGGGACAUUGGCAAGGACAAAGACAAGUGUGACGGUGGGGAGGACGAGGACGGAAAGGAGCAAAACACGCCGCGUGGCAGGAAGACUGCCAACAGCCAGGGCCGUCGUAAGGGAAGGCAGACAGUCACCACACGCUCCAUGGCCAAUGAGGCUGCAACUGUGGCGGCUGAGGAAGCACCUCCCUCUUCGUCUGAGCCUGCCUUACCAGAUCCUCCACAGCUCCCGAAAUCUGAUCCAGCACAGAGGGCCAUGAAGGAGGCUGCUAAAACUCCAGUGUCAGCCAUGGAUGCUAAUAAAGCUGGUGCUGCUGAAACCGGAGAAACUUCUCGCUGGACCGAGGAGGAGAUGGAGGUCGCCAAAAAAGGGCUAGUUGAGCACGGGCGAAACUGGACAGCCAUUGCCAAAAUGGUGGGCACCAAAAGUGAGGCGCAGUGCAAGAACUUCUACUUCAAUUACAAGAGACGCCACAACCUGGACAAUCUGCUCCAGCAGCAUAAACAAGAUACAAGGCGGGCUCGUGCUGAUAGGUCUCAAGGUGAAGGUCUAGCCACAGCAUCACCUGAUGAUGAUGAGGACAACGCAGAUGACAGUGAAGGUGGUGACAACAGCUCCGAUACAGAGAGCGCCCCCUCCCCCUCUCAGACUGACUCCUCAAAGUCUGGUGACUCCAAGAACGCUGCGGGAGAUGCUCAGUGCUCUGACCAGGACAAAGGUCAGGGCAGCAAUGGAAAGGCCCCAGAGACCUCAUACGGGGAACUCUGUGUCAAGGAAGAGAAAAGUCCAGAGAGUGAGACUGGAUCUCAGGAAGAAAGGGCCAGGGUGGCACCCUAUGCUGGCUCAGUACAUCCCAAAACUGAACCACAGGAUGUGGACAUGAAGACCGGAGAGGUUCAGGUGAAGAUGGAGCCUGAGAUGAAGGAGAAUAGAGAAAAGGGAGAUCAUGGCGAGAUGCAUAGGGAUCUUCAUUCAGAUAAUGACUCCAGUGCCACCUGCAGUGCUGACGAGGAUGUGGAAGCAGAGCCUGAAAGACAGAGAAUAUUCUCCAUGGAUAAGCCUUCACUGCUCAACCCUCCAGGCACGGUGCUGGUGUCCUCACCCAAGCAAGUCCAGCUCAACAUCCAGCAGCUGCAUCAGAGGGCAGCUUCCAUCCCAGCCAUGUUGCCUGGUCCUUUUGGACCUGGUGGCGUGCCCAUCAGUGGUUUUGCCAUGUUGCAGCACCAGAUCAAAGCGGUGCACGAGUCUGCCCACCAGGAGGAGAAGCAGAGGCAGGAUCAGGCCGAUCUGGAUCGCAGGCCACCUUUCAACAUACGUAGCCCCACGAUGCUCGACAGAGAUGGUAAGCUCUUAUCCUACUUGCCUUAUGAAAUGAAGCUGGCUCUGGACCAGGAGGCCCACUCUGGUCUGCCAGGCUCUCCCUACAGACUCUCUCCCAGGGAGCUGAGCAGGGCCUCACCCCAGCCUGACCCCAACAUCCCCUGUGCCUCCCGCUACAGUGUGCCGCCAGUCCUUCACCCUGCUCCCAACCAGCUGGUACAGAGUAUGCCAGAUGGCGUUCGUGUGACAUUCAGCAGACCCAGUCGACCUCCCAACAUUCCCUCUCCUCCUCCACUCAUUCCAACCUCCAAGCCCACGGACAAGCCGUCCUUCAUCCAAGGAGGCUCCAUCUCCCAGGGAACUCCUGGCACAUACCUCCCACCCCAUGCUGUCUAUGGUCCAGAGGGGACUAAGAGCGCCGUGGGCUCCAUCUCUCUUGGUCUGCCUCGGCAGCAGGAUCCCUGCAAACCUGGAGGUGCAGUUUCAUCCAUACAGGAUGGCAGAGGCAACCAAGCAAAGGUGGGCGAGGGUCUGACUUACAGAGGAUCAAUUACUCAGGGCACACCGUCCCUGCCCCAGUCCAGCAUUGCUGCCGAUCUCCUGAAGUGCACAAUCACAAAGCUGGCCACAGAGGACCUGAACAUCCAAGACAAGGCCAGAGGAGAACAGCUGGCUAAAGGUCACGUCAUCUACGAAGGCAAGAGUGGUCACAUCCUCUCCUUUGAUGCUAUCAAGAACCCCAGGGAAAACACCCGCAGCCCCAGAACAGGCCAUGAGAUGAAGCGCUCUUACGACAUGAUGGAGGGAUCCAUGGGCAAGAGCCACACCGGGCGGGAAGGAGCUCCAUUCGAGGGUUUAAUUAGCAGAGCCUUGCCCAGAGAAGGAGGCCAUGGAGAUUCUAAGGAAAGACCAAUGAUGACUGGAUCCAUCAUGCAAGGAACACCUAGAACUGCUGCAGAGACGUAUGAAGAUGCGAUGAAAUAUGGCAAACAGAUCAAGCGAGAGAGCCCACCGAUCCGGUCCUUCGAAGGGGGUAUUGGCAAAGGCAAGCCCUAUGAGGGGGUGAACACUAUCAAAGAAAUGGGACGGUCUAUUCACGAAAUCCCCCGGCAAGAACUGUCUGGCCAGGACCUUUGCAAAACCCUUGACAUGUCAGACAGGAGGGUUAUGGAGGGAUCCAUAUCUCAGAUUCACCCUCACAACCAGACGACUAUCAAGCACAACGUCAAGUCUCUCAUCACCAGUCCCUCCAAGCUUCCCCACAACAUGCCUCAACUUGAGGCCAUGGAACGGGCCAAAUACGAGGAGAGCAAGGCAGUACGCCACACCUCUGUGGUCAACUCCACCUCAGUCCUUCGCUCCACACACCAAGAGGCGAACAAAUCGCAGCUCAGCCCGGGCAUGUACGAGGAUGCCAAUGCUCGCAGGACCCCUGUCAACUACAGCACGAAUCCCGUAUCCAGAGGUUCACCUAUGCUGGGACGUGCUGCUGAAGGUGGUAUGAGCUCUGGGAAAUCUGCUGCACAUGAAAGAAAGAGUGCCAUGACCCCAACACAGAGGGACAAUGUCCCGGCAAAGUCCCCUGUGUCGAGUGGGGACCCUGUAGCCUCUCACAGCCCCUUUGACCCCCACCACCGGCCUGUUGCUCCUGGGGAAAUUUACCGACCGCACCUGCCUCCGCAUCUUGACCCCACCCUGGCCUUCCACAGAGUGCUGGAUCCUGCGUUCAUGUUCGCCAGGCAGCAGUCACCAGCAAACUACCACAACACCUACCAGCUGUACACCAUGGAGAACACACGGCAGACCAUCCUCAACGAUUAUAUCACUUCUCAGCAGAUGCAAGUCAUUCCUCGGCCUGACAUGACCCGGGGAUUGUCACCAAGGGAACAACCUGUCUCUAUCCCUUACCCAGCUGGAGCACGAGGGAUUAUUGAUCUAGCCCAGAUGCCUCCAACUAUCCUGUUGCCUCACCCUGGGGGAACAGGUGCUCCCACUUUGGAACGCACUGCCUACCUCCCCGGAGCUCAGUCCCCUUUCCCUCCUAGGGCUUUCAACCCAACCUCCAUAUCGCCAGGUCACCAAGCCCAUAUUGCUGCAACUGCUGCCGCCAGUGCAGAGAGGGAACGGGAGAGGGAGCGUGACCGCGAGCAUCAGGAGAAGGAGAGGGAGAGGGAGCAGCGUGAAAGGGAGAGAGAACGGGAGAGGGAAAUGAGAGAACGCGAACGAGACCGCGACCGGGAGCGAACCAAUGAAUACAUGCGUGGAGGUGGACCAGAGCAACCAGGCCGGCCAGGAAGUCGAGGUUAUCUGCACUCCCCUUCUCCCUUACAAAGAACACAGGACGUAGUGAUUCAACAACGGCCGAGCAUUUUCCAGGGCAAGAGUGUCAUCACCGCUUUAAUGCCUCAUUCAGCAGCAGCAGCAACGGCAGCAGCACAAAGUAACUCUCGCUACAGUACUGCCGCGGAUGCUCUGGCUGCAUUGGUGGACGCUGCAGCCUCUGCUCCACAGAUGGAUGUGUCCAAGGUGAAGGAGAACAAACACGAUCGGGAUGAUGAAAUGGCAUCAGCGGCUGCUGCUCGGCGAGCAGCCGAACAGCAGCAACAGGAGGCAGACAGACGAUCCAUGCAGUCCCCAUACGGUGCUAUGUCUCUGCCGGGAGGUAAGCCCCAUUCAGCUUAUGCUGAGGGCCAUAGCGUUGGAGCUAAGGAUAAAGGACCUCAAACAUCAAAGUCCCGCAUCGAAGAGGAGCUUCGGACCCGAGGAAAGACGACUAUCACAGCCGCAAGCUUCAUUGAUGUCAUCAUCACACGGCAGAUAGCGUCCGACAAGGACUCACGAGAGCGAGGAUCUCAGAGCUCUGACUCCUCGAGCAGCUUGUCGUCUAAUCGAUAUGACAAUACCGGUGGAGGAGCCAUUGAGGUGAUCAGUCCUGCUACUUCCCCAGUCCAGCUCCAACAAGACAAACCAGAAGAAGUGCAACAGCAGGCAGCAGCUGGCAUGAGGGCCUACGAUAUGAGUCGUUACCGACCAUCAGGGGAGCCACAACCCAGUUCCCAUCAGCCCCCAUCCUCCCAGGCAGAUAACUACUCUCAGCACCAUAAGACCCACCGAGUCAUGACCUUGGCAGAUCACAUUUCGCAUAUCAUAACCCAGGACUUUGCCCGGAAUCAGGACCCUCCCCAGGUUUCUUCCUCAGCUUCUUCAACAUUCCAGAACGUGGGGCCAUCUGGGUCCUCUUCAGGACGUGCCAAGGUGCCCAGCCGCUACAGCCCUGAGAACCAGGUUCAGGCCCUACACCACCAAAGACCUUCCAGUAGAGUUUCACCAGAGACUGCUCCUGAAAAGCCCAGGUCCAGGCCGGGUAAGUCUCCAGAGCGAGGAGGCAGACUGAUGGAGAACUACGAACCCAUUUCUCCACCACAGAGCUACCAAGUCAUGGACAAGCAGGAGGCUGGCGGGCCGCCUCCACCUCAGAGGCGAGAUGCUGACAACUCUGAGAUCAGGAGUGACUCGAGGUCCCCGGGAAGCGUAAGCUAUCUGCCUUCCUUCUUCACCAAGCUGGAGAACACCUCGCCAAUGGUGCAAUCCAAGAAGCAGGAGAUCUUUCGUAAGUUGAACUCUUCUGGUGUCGGUGAUUCUGAUGUUGGAAAUGCGCAACCCGGCACAGAGAUUUUUAACUUGCCUGCUGUUACCAGCUCCGGCGGCAUCAACCAGAGGAAUCACUCUUUCAGUGAUCCAGCCAGUAACCUGGGCCUGGAGGACAUAAUCCGCAAAGCGUUGAUGGGUAACUUAGAGGAAAGACAGGAGGAGCACCAGGGAGGUGUAGGGGCUCAGGGUCCUAUCAACAACACACCCGGCGCAGGCAGUGACGCCCGCCAAGAUGCAAACCGAUCACCCAGCAUGGGGAAGCAGAAGCAGGGCAAAGCCAACAGCCGGAAAUCCAAGUCACCUAAUCUGGGUCAGGCCUACGCUGGAGGGGAACGUCCCUCUUCAGUGUCCUCCGUCCAUUCCGAGGGAGAUUAUCACAGACAAGCCCAAGCCCAGCCCCAGUGGAGUUGGGAUGACCGACCCUCAUCCACAGGAUCAAUGCAGUUCCCUUACAACCCACUGACCAUGCGCAUCCUAAGCAACACACCACCAACCUGCAUAUCCUCACCCUCCAUACAGAGCCAGCAGCAGCAGCUACAGCAGCAACAGCAACAGCAACAGCAACAGCAACAGCAACAGCAACAGCAACAGCAACAGCAACAACAACAGCAACAACAACAACAACAACAACAGCAGCAGCAGCCGCAGCCGCCUCCGAGUGGAGCCCCUGUGGCCCAGCAGCGCGUUUGGCAGUCUCUCCUGUCAGAGCAAUAUGAGACCCUGUCUGACAGUGACGACUGAGCCCUGCUUGCAACAGCUCCAGUAACCACAAGAGACACCUGCACUGAGGCUUGUCACCCCCUCUCCCAGAACUAACCUUGCUCACUGGCAAGUGUGACAUGUUGAUGGAGUGGUGUUAUUUUUUUAAUUUUGGUGCUAUGGCGCCCCCUCGCUGUUUGCCGAGAGUACGAGCAGCAGCCUGUGACGGGCAGGGUUCUCCAGAACGAGACAGGCUUUUGGUCCGGAAGCACUCACCCAGCCUAUCGGGAAAGUAAACAAGACUCGACUUAGGGGUUGUGUUGAGCUAUAGUAAAGAUGAAGAAGUUAUUAUGUAAAAAGAAACAUCAUAAGAGAUUAUUUCUGAAUUUUGUUUGAUUUCUGUAAAGAUAUACUUUGUCUUUAAGAAAAUUAAUUGUAUGUAAAUAGAGUAACCUUUUGCAGUGUUUUUCUUACCUUGAUUAUUUCUUAUUUUAAUGUCGCUUUUAAAUUGAUCCACUUUAAAUGGGAAGAGUAGGGGUUUAAUCUUUAAUAUCACAGUUGGUCUCUCCCAGUCCAUCGCCACCCCCAUGUCACCUGACCCCUAUUUUAAUAUUCUCACCAUAGCGACGCUAAGAGACCAGACCUGUGCAUUGUACUUGACCAUGAGUGGAGCACAGAGAUUGUGCUGCCCUGCGCCGUCUAUCAAACACCACCAGAGCCUGAACAUCGCAGAUAUUCAAGGACAAGACUAAACGCAGACUAACAUUUCAAACCGCUUCAAUAUCCGACGCCUGCUUUCGCCACACAGUGAAGAUGAUGUGUGGAUUGUAAUUAUCAGAUGUUAGAUGUUAACUUCUCACCCAGUUCUGAGCAGACAGAAAAAUGUCUUCAAAGGUUGAGAUCACUGACGUCAUAUAAGCUUCAUUUAAACAGAAAACAUAUAUCUUCAUGACUACUCCUGGACCCAGUCUGAAUUACGUAAGUGAGCCAAUGAUUUUUUUUUUUUUUCCAAUAGAGCUGAUCAUGGCGUGACACAUGUUGCUGUCUCUCUCUAUAGUUUCCAGCCUGUCCAGAAUGAUCUGCUCUGCAAUGUUGUCAUGGUAAAAAACAGUUAAGUUUGUCAGGAACCUUUUUUUUCUUUGGACAGUUUUGCCACGCCGUGUGACUUGAGAAAGAAGGCAGCUUUAAGUAAUUUUCUCAGAGAUAUAUACGUUGGUGUUUGAUGUUUGUAUUUGUUUCUGUAGUCCCUUUUUUUUAUAUACUAUCCUGACAAAAAUCUGAACUCUGUAAAUUGUCUUUCAGUUACACAAAAAGACAAAACUAACCAAACAUAAAGAAUGGUCUGCACCAUUGUUGCACUUUUUUGCUUUGUAGCUUUUGACAACAAAAAGCAUACUACCUGCUGUGUAACUUAUUCAUCCUCCAGCACAGGAGUAUACUAAGAUGUGCUUUAAGGUUUUUUUCCCCCCACAACUCACAGAAAUCUGGAUGUUUUGACUACCUGUCUUUUCUUGUAGCUGGUACAUAAGUUUGUAGUGUGACACUUGCAUCACAGUUACAGUUUUAUUAAGUGUAUGGUACCGUUAAAUGUUUAGGAGUUUGCUGCCAUGGUCAUUCAAAACAAUGAUCACUUAAUCUCUGCUUUCAUAGUGUCAAUCAACAGGCUUAAAGCUUAGAAUAUGAAUAUACUUGGUCAACAUCAUAAAUGGCAGAAACGUUCCAUUGCAAGUCUUUUCAUUUUAGAUAUGUCAAAGAAAUACAAUAUUUUUGGCUUUUUCUGCUCUCACUUUACUCAGUCAACUAAUCAGUUCUGCUAUAAACUUGAUAUUUUCUUUCUUCCUUUUACUCUGAAUCAUUUGUCUUUGCACAUGUUCAGAUUUUUAUUUCCUGUAAUUUUCAACAUCUUUGUUAUUCAUCCUAUUUAGAUGGGAUGCUAUGUGUUUACAAAGGCAAUGACAAAAAAGAGUUUACAAACUUGAAUCUUAAAGAAAAUCCGACAUGAAGCCGAAAAAGAAUUGGAGCAUCUUUUCAGCUCUAUCAAACACACAGUGGUGACUUUUUUGUCUUUUGGAAAUUAAGACUUGAAAAACCAGUGUAUCCUAUGAUGUUGAAAUGCAAUGUUUGUAUCGCACAAUGUCUCUUAGUAGGCUAUUACAAGAGUUCAGACCAAUCAAAUAAAGUGGAUCAGUUCUCCACCACUGAAAAA